This is a messenger RNA of Papaver somniferum (opium poppy), 612 nucleotides long. RefSeq lists its product as uncharacterized. The record is from RefSeq and is a predicted model, not a curated record. Bases 1 to 612 code for a protein of 203 amino acids. The transcript is spliced from 2 exons. NCBI's taxonomy places the organism in Eukaryota, Viridiplantae, Streptophyta, Magnoliopsida, Ranunculales, Papaveraceae.
AUGGGUGAUGCAAUUGGUAGAGCCAUAAAAGUUGAUGAUACUACUCUUAAAAGAGAAGUGGGUUACUAUGCCAAUGUUUUGGUUGAGGUGGAUUUAGCAAGAUCUGUUCCUCAUCAAGUUGUUGUUAAUUCUAAAUAUGGCAGUUUUGAACAAGAGGUACAGAUCCCUAAGUUACCUAAAUUUUGCAGUCAUUGUAAGGUAGUGGGUCACUUGGUUACUGAAUGUAGAGUUAUGAGAAAGGAAUCAGCACAAAAAGUUGAAGAAAAUGAUACUUAUUAUGCUAUUCCCAAAAAGGUUUGGAAGAUUAAAGAAAGAACAGUACCUCAGCCUAUUGGUAAAUUUCGUAUUCUGCAAAACUUGAUGAAUGAUGAUUUUCCUCCUAUUAGUGUGAACAAACUAUUGGAUGUUGCAUCAAGUAGCUCCUAUGUUGUUAAUUAUGUUAUUGUGGAAAAUAAAAAUGAGUUGGCUGUAAAAGAAGUAGUUAAGAAGAUUAUAAAGCCUAAACCUAUUAGUUUGAUUAGUACAAGGAAACAGAAUGCUGCUAUGAAUUUAGUGAAAGAGAAAAAAGGAACGAGAAGUCCUGUAUCUUCUCAAUCCACUAUUUCCAAAUGA